AUGGAUGCUAAGAAAACUGGCAUCCUUUCAAUCUGGGAACCUAAUGCUCAUGCCUUCCGUUGUAGCGUCGCGUUGACUUCUUUCUCUGUUCACACUCUUAUCAAGUUUCCUUUUCUUCCCGCCAAAAAAUCGCAGCCACGUGGCAGGCGAGGAAGCGGCUCGGGUGACGACUGGGACGACCGCCGAGAGGGUGGGGAGAGGGGGGACAGGGGGGAGGGGAGGGCGGAGGGGCGGAGAGAAGAGAUGAACGGGGGAAGCGGGCGGGAAGGCAGGGGGGGAAAUAGGAAGGGGAGCGACGAGGAGGAGGGGGAGCGUGACGGGGAGCGGGUGCGAGGCCAGGCGGCGCAGAGGCGACGAGGGGGGCGACAGGUGAUAGAUGAUGACGAUGAGGAGGAGGAUGGUGAGGGGGAUGGGGGGGAAGGGGGGCGGAGGAGAGGCGGGUUUGUGGGGAGGCAAGGGGGGAUGGAGGAUGAGGAGGAGGAGGAGUUUGAGGAGAGGCAGGAGGAGAGGGACAGAAGUCCGCGCUCUCCCAAGCAUCGCCACUCCCCUCGCUCUCCCAGAGGGACAGGCACAGGGCGACACAGAGACAGUGAGGGGAGUGGAGGAGAGGGCGAGGAGGGGGGUGGGGGUGGGCGCAAGGUACGGCAGCAGGUGACAGAGAGAGACCUGUUUGGAGAGUCUAGUGAGGAGGAGGAGGAGGAGGAAGGGGGGGAUGGGGGAGAGAGGGGCAGGGCACAGAGGAAGGCCAGCCGCUCGCCCCAAGGCACUCCCCUGGCGUCCCCUGUAAGUUUCUCCUCCUCUUGCCUCGCUGGGGGUGGGGAUGGGCGCAAGGUGCGGCAGCAGGUGACGGAGAGAGACCUGUUUGGAGAGUCCAGCGAGGACGAGGAGGAGGAAGGGGGGGAUGCGGGCAGGAAGCAGAGGAAGGCCAGCCGCUCGCCCCAAGGCACUCCCUUGGCGUCCCCUCAGUGCAUGUUGCUGUUGCGUCUUCACCUGCCACUUGACUUCUCCGCUCCUGCCAUCCAAGCCUCUCCCCCCCUCUCUUCCUCUUUCCUUCUCCCUCCCCUCGUCUCACUCAGCAGCGGCAUGGGUAUGAGUCGGAGGAGGAGCAGAGGCACGAGACGGGCGGCUAUGACGAGUUUUGAGACGUCUCAAAAGCCAUCCCCCACUUUCCCCCUUCUCUUCCCCCUGCCCUCCUCCCCACACCUCAAUCAGCAGCGGCAUGGGUAUGAGUCGGAGGAGGAGGAGCAGAGGCACGAGAGGGGCGGCUAUGACGAGGAGGGGCGGUGGGAUGAGGAGGGAGGGGAGCGGCGGAGAGCGAGGGAGCGACCCAAGGGGCCUCCGUUGGACCUCGACCUCUCUCUCUUCGACCCCCCUGCUCCACCCGACAAGAUGGUGAUGGUGAUGGCGAGCAACAUAGUGGGCAUCCAAGCAGCCCCAUUCGACCCUGACACGUACGAGGAGGGCGGCCCGCAGAACCUCAUUCGCUGGCGCCACGUGCGCCGCCCCGAUGGCACCAUGGGGGUGGAGAGCAACGCGCGCAUGGUGAGGUGGUCAGACGGCUCGUUGCAUCUGCUGCUGGGCGCGGAGGUGUUGGCCACAGACAUCAAGAGCAUGCAGCACGACAAGGCUCACCUCUUCGUGCGCCACCCCAAGCAAGGGGUGGUGCAGGGGCAGGGGCAGCUGGUGGAGAAGAUGCGAUUCCGCCCCUUCGACACGCACAGUCUGAUCCACAAGAAGCUGACGCUGGGGCUGGACUCAAAGUACCGCAAGGGCAAGGAGCUGAAGAGCAUCGUCACCACGGGCGACCCCGAGAAGGAGAAGGAGGAGCGCGAGCGGAGCAUACAGCAGCAGAUCCGCACCAAGGAGACGCUGAGGCAGGAGCAGGAGAAGCGAGCGCGGAAAUACUCCAACCAGCCGCAGCAGCGCACCGCACGCGACCGCGAGCAGCAGCGAUACGGCGGGGGGUACCGGCAACAGCGCUCCCCCUCGCACGACCAUCGCCCCGCCAAGGCUGCCAAGACCUCAGGCAGAGGAGGGCGGUACAGUGAUGAGGAGGACUCAGAAGGGGAGAGGGGGCGAGGGGGGUAUGACGAGGGGCGGGGCGGCCGGGGCAGGAGAUUGGAGGAGUCUGAUGAUGAGGGGUAUGGGCAGAGAGGUGGGGAUAGGGGGCGGGGAGGGGGGGAGGAGCAGGGGGGGGAUGAGGAGGAUUGGAUGGAGGAGAGGGGGGAGAGCAAGAAGGCGGCGGCGUGGCGGAGGAAGAGAGUGGUGGAGAGCGAUGAGGAUGAGUAG
This is a messenger RNA of Closterium sp. Naga37s-1, 2289 nucleotides long. Lineage: Eukaryota; Viridiplantae; Streptophyta; Zygnematophyceae; Desmidiales; Closteriaceae. The record is from the annotation of a GenBank genome assembly.